Molecule: messenger RNA, 891 nt
Organism: Macrosiphum euphorbiae (potato aphid)
Lineage: Eukaryota; Metazoa; Arthropoda; Insecta; Hemiptera; Aphididae
Source: the annotation of a GenBank genome assembly
AUGAAUAACGCUGAAAAAGUUGAGUUGGUUUUAAUUUAUGGUGAAUGUCAGCGUAAUUUACGCUUAUCAGCUAUGACAUAUGCCGAACGAUACCCAGAAAGAUACCACCCACCUCACAAUUAUGUUUUAAGACUUUUACAAGGGUUAAGUCAAGAAGGAAGAUUUCCUGAUAGACAAAUCAACCAACAAAGGCGUAGAGCAAAUUUGUUUGAUGAAGACAUAGAAUUACAGGUACUAGCAUACAUACGAGCUAACCCACGAUCGUCAAUUAGGCAUGUUGCUUUCGAAAUUGGAAUUUCAUAUGGUUAUGUACAAAAAAUUUUAAAAAAACAUAAAAUGCACCCGUAUAAAAUUGAUUUAGUUCAACAUUUGCGUGCAGGAGAUUCUACUCGUAGGUUAGAAUUUAUAGCUUGGUUCAAUAUUCAAUUUCAUAAUAACCCUCUAAUUGUCAAUCACAUUCUUUGGAGUGAUGAAUCAAAAUUUACCAAUAAUGGCAUUAUGAAUAAGCAAAAUCAUCGAUACUGGGAUGAUACAAACCCACACUGGUCACGUGAAACUAAUUUUCAAACGGUCUGGGGAAUUAAUGUAUGGUGUGGGUUAGUUGGUGGAAAGCUUAUAGGACCGUACUUUUAUGAUGGGACACUUAAUGGCAGACGAUAUUUAAAUUUUUUAACCAACGAACUGCCAAGAAUGUUGGAAGAUGUUUCAUUGGACACACGAGAACAUAUGUUUUUUCAACAAGAUGGAGCACCAGCCCAUAAUGCAAUUAUUGUUAGACAAAAAUUAAAUGAAAUGUUUCCGAACCGCUGGAUUGGUACUUAUGGCGUCGUUCCUUGGCCGGCACGGUCUCCAGAUUUAACGCCAUUGGAUUUUUUUUAUGGGGACACUUGA